AUGAGGUGGAUCCUACCACAACACUAUCUAUCAUUUUCGCUUAUCUAUCUAUCUAUCUAUCUAUCUAUCUAUCUAUCUAUCUACCAUUGUCGCUUAUCUAUCUAUCUAUCUAUCUAUCUACUAAAUGUUUACAAAUUUUAUGGCCACUGGUGUCCCUUCUUUGCGAUUUCCAAUUCGCUUUGUGUUCAAUCUUCUCUUAAAUUUGUUUACACAACCAAACUCUUUCUUCUUUCGUUCUUUUUGUCCCGCUUUCUUUCUUUCUUUCUUUCUUUAUAUCCUACUUUCCUUUUUCCUUUCUUUCUUUCUUUCUUUCUUUCUUUCUUUCUUUCUUUAUAUCCUACUUUCCUUUUUCCUUUCUUUCUUUCUUUCUUUCUUUCUUUCUUUCUUUCUUUCUUUCUUUCUUUCCCACUUACCAUCUUCCUUCCUUUCCUUCUUCAUAUCCUACUUUCCUUUUUCCUUUCUUUCUUUCCUCCUCCAUAUCACACUCUUCUUUUUCUUCUCUUUUUCCUUCUUCAUAUUCUACUUUCCUUCUUCCUUUUUUCCUUCUUCAUAUCCCACUUUCCUUCUUUCUUUCCGUCUUCAUACCUUACUUUCCUUUUCCCUUUCUUUCUUUCUUUCUUUCUUUAUAUCCUACUUUCCUUUUUCCUUUCUUUCUUUCUUUCUUUCUUUCUUUCUUUCUUUCUUUCUUUCUUUCUUUCUAUUCUUUCCUUUUCCUUUCUUUCUUUCUUUCUUUUCUUUCUUUCUUUCUUUCUUAUCCUACUUUCCUUUUCCUUUCUUUCUUUCUUUCUUUCUUUCUUUCUUUCUUUCUUUCUUUCUUUCUAUCCUACUUUCCUUUUUCCUUUCUUUCUUUCUUUCUUUCUUUCUUUCUUUCUUUCUUUCUUUCUUUAUAUCCUACUUUCCUUUUUCCUUUCUUUCUUUCUUUCUUUCUUUCUUUCUUUCUUUCUUUCUUUCUUUCCCACUUACCUUCUUCCUUCCUUUCCUUCUUCAUAUCCUACUUUCCUUUUUCCUUUCUUUCUUUCCUCCUCCAUAUCACACUAUUCUUUUUCUUCUCUUUUUCCUUCUUCAUAUUCUACUUUCCUUCUUCCUUUUUUUCCUUUUUCAUAUCCUACUUUCCUUCUUUCUUUCCGUCUUCAUACCUUACUUUCCUUUUCCCUUUCUUUCUUUCUUUCUUUCUUUCUUUCUUUCUUUUGA
Acanthosepion pharaonis is the source of this 1191-nucleotide messenger RNA. NCBI's taxonomy places the organism in Eukaryota, Metazoa, Mollusca, Cephalopoda, Sepiida, Sepiidae. The record is from the annotation of a GenBank genome assembly.